Oncorhynchus keta (chum salmon) is the source of this 5890-nucleotide messenger RNA. Its product is annotated as histone acetyltransferase KAT2B. Gene Ontology annotation, cellular component: nucleus; histone acetyltransferase complex. NCBI's taxonomy places the organism in Eukaryota, Metazoa, Chordata, Actinopteri, Salmoniformes, Salmonidae. The record is from RefSeq and is a predicted model, not a curated record. The coding region runs from base 2768 to 5152 and encodes 794 amino acids. The transcript has 20 exons. Gene Ontology annotation, molecular function: protein binding; histone H3 acetyltransferase activity. Gene Ontology annotation, biological process: positive regulation of transcription by RNA polymerase II; chromatin remodeling.
AAUGGAUGAGAUUAGGUCAUGGUUCAGGUUAUGAGGCCUGUCCAGGUGUAAACAAGAUGCUGGCUGGAAGGCAGCUGUUUUCCACUUGGAGAGACAGGGGAGCAUGAUGAGAUGACCUCUGUAGGUGUUGAGAGAGGGGAACAUGGUGAGGUGACCUCUAGGUGUUGAGAGAGGGGAACAUGGUGAGGUGACCUCUAGGUGUUGAGAGAGGGGAACAUGUUGAGGUGACCUCUGUAGGUGUUGAGAGAGGGGAACAUGUUGAGGCGACCUCUGUAGGUGUUGAGAGAGGGGAACAUGGUGAGGUGACCUCUAGGUGUUGAGAGCUUCUUCAUUAGGAGCCAGCUGACACUGUGGCCCUGGGUGUGUCCCAAAUGUCACCCUAUUCCCCAAAUCGUGCACUGCUUUUGACUAAAGCCCUGGUCAAAAGUAGUGCACUAUAUAGGGAAUAGGGUGCCAAUCAGGAUGUCUCUCUUUGUCACGGUCACUAUUCCUCCCUUGUUCUUUAGGAAGUGCUGUGGGUGUGGAGUUGUGUGUACACAGAGGGAGACUGGACUGUUUGGUGAUAAAACAUCCUCAGAGACAACAAACACAGUCAGACGCAGAUUUAUUUCUCUAAACCCUUCCAGAUCUAAAUAACACACACAAGCUAAAACACGGCUCGCUACCACAUGUACACUUUUGUGUUAUUCUUAAACCCUGGAACUGUUACACACACACACAUACACACACACACACACACACACAACCCGUCCUGAUCAAUAACUCUGUCCAGGUCUCUUCCUCAUGCCUUGCACUAAUGAUUCUCAUGAAUAUAUCUUGUCAUAAUUACAGCCAGUGUGAUAUAUAUAUAUAUAUAUAAUAUACUGUACAUAGGGUAUUGCAAUGUAGUCUACUUUUUCCAUUUACAGUUGACAGGACUAAUGCUUGCUAGGGAGUUGUCUAGAUAAUCAUUAAACUGUACAGUUAGCAGAAAACAGCUUCAGUGUGGGUUUGGAGUUGUUUUUUUCCCCCCACAAAAAUGUUUAAAUUAUAAUCGAUGGUGGUCUUUAUAAAUGUAAGUGUUAUUAACAAACAAAAAUAUCUUGCAUUUCUUUAGUGGUCUGACUUAUACUUUAUUUCUCAAGAAAAGCUAAAUGAUUAUUUUUUUGGUUUCUAUUUUUUAACAUUCUCUCUCUCUCACAUUUCACUCAUUUGUGAGUGAUCUAAAGUUAGGAUGCCCUGUCCAGUACUCCUCAUCCCACUAGAACUGAAGUCACACACAAUACACUGUCUGGCUGUUGAAUCCCUGUUGGAGCAAAGCGGAAAGGAUUUGAAAAAAAUUAACUUUCCGCUUGUCUUAUAACAUCUCAGUAGGAAUGUAACGACGUUGUGGGAACAAUGUUAACAACCUUAGUAGGAGAAGAAAGACGGCUCUGUUCUACUGUUGGGGUAUUAGCUGGUGGAUCAUGAUGAUGAAUAAAUGGAUUAACUCAUAGGGAUGUACAUUGUAUACAUUUUUGUUGCUGUGGCCACUUAAUUGCAGCCGGAAAAAAUCAAAUAAAUGCAAGCAUUUUACAGUACUGUUAAAUAAUAUCAUGUGUGGAGUAGGAUAUUUGUCUUACCUAAGAGGUGGUUCCUAUUUUUUUAAUGAUCUCUAGAACUUGUGCUUCUAAGAUUUGUUUUCAGCGGUUCUAGAUGUUUUCUUACGCUACUGUACACUGUCUGGGGUAAAGAACCCCAACCACUCCGCCGGAGGUCACCAGUGGCAUCCUGUUCUUUUUAUCUGACCUUUGACCACUUAGUGUGACCUCAAUAGGCAAAGCUAUCGACCAAGGUACUAGUGGUCCUGUUAGACCUGUCCUCACCCUGGCUCUCUGAAUAUCGAGUCAGAAUAACAAAACUCUAUUGGAAGAUGUAAUAAUCGGCCUAUAAUUGGAAACAUUGUAUUACAUAUGUAUUGUGUAACUAACUACAAGGCCUAGUACAUUAUUGUGGUAUUUGUAAGGUGGACAUCAUCACCAGAGUCUUUUGUCUGCUUUUCCCAUGUCUUAUUAUUUUGUCUAUGACGGUAUGUUAAUCCAUUUGUCCCAGGUCAUUACAUUUGACCUUGAAAUUCUCACUACCAAUGGUUACAUUUUUUUGUGACCUCUACCCUGGAUCAUAGCCUACUCCAGCAUUUCCCAAACCAGGGGUUUGAAAACAGGAAAUUCUGAUAUAAAAUCAUGUCUGUAACCUCCAGUAGCAGCUAGAUGCGGUUGUAAUGAACAGUGGUUUCUGUUUUCUUCCUACAAAUGUACUUCUAUCUUUUGAACGGUUUAAGCUACAUAUUAUUAUGACCCCAUCAUUGAUGUUGAUAAAAGCCACAUUGUCCGAGAGGGAUUUACAUGGUUAUCAAAACGUCACGCCAGGGUAAUCCUACAGGACACAGACCUUAUUUUAAGUGUUUCUAAAAUCCUUUUGUGUUUUACAUGGUUAUCAAAACGUCACGCCAGGGUAAACCUACAGGACACAGACCUUAUCUUAUGGUGUGGGUUUUUGAUAUCAAAAUGGGGUCGCGGACCAAAAAAGUUUGGGAACCCCUGGCCAAGCCUACUCACUGGAAUACCCAGUUUGUCUCCCCUAGUGGAGGAAAAAUGGACCUACAAUGACAAAUAAAAAAAUAGGGAUCAGCGCAUUGAGCUAUAAAAAAAACGGAUCAGCGCCAUGUCUGAUUCUCCAGUAGUGGAAUAGAGAACGGGACACCUAAACCAUUUCAUUCCAGGGUCGGGGAUCCCGUUCGGUCUCGAGGAUGUCCGGGAGCGCAGGGAUUCAGCAGGGCUCCCCGGCCAUCGGUGCAGCGGGAUGGGCGCCUGCGGCUCCGGGAGCCGGGGGAACCGAGGGUUCGGGCGCCACGGUAGGAUCGGCACGAAUCGCGGUGAAGAAGGCGCAGCUCCGCUCCUCCCCGCGCCCGAAGAAACUGGAGAAGCUCGGAGUUUAUUCAUCUUGCAAGGCUGAGGGGGCCUGUAAGUGUAACAGCUGGAAGAGUCAGAACCCCCCUCCCACACCACCCCGUACAGACCAGCAGCCCAACACUUUCAACCUUCAGGACCCCUGCCGUAGCUGCUCUCAUACACUGGGUGACCAUGUAACCCACCUGGAGAACGUUUCAGAGGAGGAGAUGAACAGGCUUCUGGGCAUUGCUCUGGACGUGGAGUACCUGAACACAUGUGUCCACAAAGAGGAGGAUGCUGACACCAAACAAGUCUACUUCUCCCUCUUCAAGCUAUUGAGGAAAUGCAUCCUUCAGAUGGGCAGACCUGUGGUGGAGGCACAGGAGAGUCCUCCCUUUGAGAAACCUAGCAUUGAACAGGGGGUGAAUAACUUUGUCCAGUACAAGUUCAGCCAUCUUCCCUCCAAGGAGCGUCAGACCAUCGUGGAGCUGGCCAAGAUGUUCCUCAACCAGAUCAACUACUGGCAGCUGGAGACACCCUCACAGAGGCGACAGCGGGCCCCUGCUGAUGAUGCCGCCGGGUACAAAGUCAACUACACCAGAUGGCUGUGCUACUGCAACGUCCCUCAGUUCUGUGACAGUCUACCGCGGUACGAGACGACCCAAAUCUUCGGUCGGACCCUUCUGCGCUCCGUCUUCACUGUAAUGAGGAAACAGCUGCUAGAGCAGGCCAGGCAGGAGAAGGAUAAGCUACCCCCGGAGAAACGCACUCUCAUCCUCACACACUUCCCCAAAUUUCUGUCCAUGCUGGAGGAGGAGGUGUACAGUCACAGCUCGCCCAUCUGGAGUGAAGAAUUCCUGGCUGGAUCCUCAGGAGGACCGAUCCCCAUCCAUACAGUGAUCAGUGUGCCCCCGGUGGCCAGGCAUCUGUACUACAACUCCAGCCCAGUAUCUGUGGACCCAUCCAGCUGUGGCAGUGUCAGUCCUGCCAGGAAGACCGCCUCUGUUCUGGAACCCAGCCCAGGUGGGCAGAAGCGGAAGCCAUCGGAGCCCCUCCCCCAUGAGGAGACGAAGAAGCUCAGGAUUGUCGGGGACAUCCCCAUGGAGCUCAUCAACGAAGUCAUGGCAACCAUCACCGACCCCGCCUCCAUGCUGGGACCAGAGACCAGUCUACUGUCGGCCCACUCAGCCCGUGAUGAGGCGGCACGCCUGGAGGAGAGGAGGGGGGUGAUAGAGUUCCAUGUCAUCGGGAACUCCCUCAACCAGAAGCCCAACAAGAGGAUCCUCAUGUGGCUGGUGGGCCUCCAGAAUGUCUUCUCUCACCAGCUACCUCGCAUGCCCAAAGAGUAUAUCACACGCCUCGUCUUUGACCCAAAGCACAAGACUCUGUCGCUGAUCAAAGAUGGCCGUGUGAUCGGAGGCAUCUGCUUCCGGAUGUUCCCCUCGCAGAGCUUCACAGAGAUCGUAUUCUGUGCAGUCACCUCCAAUGAGCAGGUCAAGGGAUACGGCACUCACCUGAUGAACCAUCUGAAGGAGUACCACAUCAAGCACGACAUCCUCAACUUCCUCACCUAUGCAGACGAGUAUGCCAUUGGCUACUUCAAAAAGCAGGGCUUCUCUAAAGACAUCAAGGUUCCCAAGGCCAAGUAUCUGGGCUACAUCAAAGACUAUGAGGGAGCGACACUGAUGGGCUGUGAGCUCAACCCCAGCAUCCCUUACACGGAGUUCUCUGUCAUUAUCAAGAAGCAGAAAGAGAUCAUAAAGAAACUGAUAGAGAGGAAGCAAGCUCAGAUCAGAAAGGUCUACCCAGGACUUUCCUGUUUUAAGGAAGGAGUUCGACAGAUUCCCAUCGAGAGCAUUCCUGGAAUACGAGAAACUGGAUGGAAACCGGUGGGCAAAGGGAAAGAGCUGAAGGAUCCAGAUCAGCUGUACAGCACCCUGAAGACCAUCCUACAACAUGUUAAGAGUCACCAGAAUGCCUGGCCGUUCAUGGAACCAGUGAAGAAGACUGAGGCUCCUGGCUACUACCAAGUCAUCCGCUUCCCCAUGGACCUGAAGACGAUGUCUGAGCGUCUGAAGAGCAGGUACUACACCACGCGGAAGCUCUUCAUGGCCGACAUGCAGCGCAUCUUCACCAACUGUCGCGAGUACAACCCCCCAGAGAGCCAGUACUACAAGUGUGCCAACCUGUUAGAGAAGUUCUUCUACACCAAGAUCAAGGAGGCAGGUCUCAUUGAGAAGUGAAGAGAUGGGAGGGGCUUCAAGGGUGAGGGAGCAAUGGCUUAGGUCUAAUUAUUUUUAAAUGUUUUUUUUUUAUUUACUUAUUCUUUAUUUUUCUACUGCGUUCAACCAGAAAAAGAGAGCUAUAUAUCCAGUAGGAAGAAUGAUUUUGGGUUAAUCAGUAUACUAUCCCUCGCCCCACUCAGGAAAACAGAAGUCCUAGAUAGAAACUCCCAUCUGUUCAGCUAACACAACCCUCCAUCUGUUCAGCUAACCCAACCCUCCAUCUGUUCAGCUAACACAACCCUCCAUCUGUUCAGCUAACCCAACCCUCCAUCUGUUCAGCUAACACAACCCUCCAUCUGUUCAGCUAACCCAACCCUCCAUCUGUUCAGCUAACCCAACCCUCCAUCUGUUCAGCUAACCCAACCCUCCAUCUGUUCAGCUAACACAACCCUCCAUCUGUUCAGCUAACCCAACCCUCCAUCUGUUCAGCUAACACAACCCUCCAUCUGUUCAGCUAACACAACCCUCCAUCUGUUCAGCUAACCUAACCCUCCAUCUGUUCAGCUAACCCAACCCUCCAUCUGUUCAGCUAACCCAACCCUCCAUCUGUUCAGCUAACCCAACCCUCCAUCUGUUCAGCUAACCUAACCCUCCAUCUGUUCAGCUAACCUAACCCUCCAUCUGUUCAGCUAACCCAACCCUCCAUCUGUUCAGCUAACCCAACCCUCCAUCUGUUCAGCUAACCCAACCCUCCAU